AUGAAACAUCAUUCGGUGGACCUGAUCCUUGGUUGCUGCUCCAAUGACGGCAUUGGCAGCGUUGGCAAUGUCAUGAAUUGGAAUUUCUUCAUCCUUGUUUGUACAAGCCGUGGAGCCAAGAAAGAUCCGGGAGGAAUUGGCGAUACGCCGCCCCUUCAGUACCAUUUACUGAUGCCAUGGCCACAGAUGAUUACUUCGCUGAACCCAAAAUAUGGGCAAGAGGGGUGUCUCGUGCGUUUCAUUUCAACCACAGAACCUGCAAAGGUUCUUAUCGGUCAACCGGCAGAAGAUGAUCUUGACAUUGGCGUUGCACUUCGUCAGAGUCGCGAGGUCAAGGUCCAUGUCUUUUCUGGUCUCUCUGUCUUGAAACCAGGCCAAAAGACGGGAGAAACAGCUGUUAUUGAUGACUGCGGCGACUACGAGGCCGAGCUAGCUGUGGUCAUAGGCAGGGCAGCCAAAAACGUAACCAAAGAGGAAGCGAUGGAGUAUGUUCUGGGCUACACAGCCGCGAACGAUAUCUCCAGCCGCACCAGCCAAUUUGGCCAGUCUCAAUGGUGUUUCUCCAAAGGCUUUGACGGCUCGUGUCCAUUAGGUCCGGCUUUAGUUUCUAAGGAUCUUGUGCCUGAUCCUUCAAUGUUCAAUAUCCGUGGUUUGAAGAAGGAUCAAGUCCUACAGGACUGCGGUGCCGAUGACCUCAUUUUCGAUAUUCCGACCUUGAUAAGCUUCCUGUCUCAAGGUACAACACUCCUGCCUGGAACAGUUAUUCUUACCGGUACACCUGCUGGGGUGGGUGUUGGACGUCAACCCAAGGUUACAAUCAGCGAUGGAGAUGAGUUUUCCGUGGAGAUUCUGCCUCAUAUUGGCACUUUAGUCAGUACUUUUAAGAAUGAGUCUUAA
Molecule: messenger RNA, 897 nt
Organism: Fusarium graminearum PH-1
Lineage: Eukaryota; Fungi; Ascomycota; Sordariomycetes; Hypocreales; Nectriaceae
Exons: 8
Coding region: 1-897 (298 amino acids)
Molecular function (GO): acetylpyruvate hydrolase activity
Source: RefSeq, a predicted model, not a curated record